ACUUGACUUGAACAAGUCAACAUACGAGUGGGGUUACGUUCUGCGAAAGUCUGGGACUGAUGAUAUAGUUUACCCGUUAACGAUCUUUUUUAAAAACUUUGUUUAGUUUGUGUGAUAAGUUUCACGUCUCAGUUAAAAGUUGGACUGGCUUGAAAAUAAGAACUUGUUGAUUUGUUUGGUUGUGAGUUUUACUGGGUUUCUGUUUCAUUAAAUUUGGUGAUACUUCACAGUUGGAAAUAGAUGUAUUUAUUCUAAAUCUAGAUCUAGAUGUGUAGGGUUGUUGUUUGCUUGUGAAAUUUAAAAAGUAUUUAUUUUGUAUUUUACGUCUAAUUGUAAGCCUGAGCUAAAAGGGUCCAGAGUUGUGAAGAGCAUACUCUUAGUUCGGGGUCCUCAGGAAUGAGUGUUUGAAGCAAUAUAUUCAAAUCACUCCUAAUCAAUCUUUUAAAACAGGAUUUAAUCUUUGGACACUAAGACAAGCGUUACAAUCCGCCAUUCCUCGUAACCUAAAAUGUUAGCUGCUUUAUUCCAUCUUGAUCUGAAACAAACCAUUAAACUGAUUUAAUAUUUCCAUCUUCACUGUUGUCAUUUAAAAAGUCGGAAUACUAGACCUACUAAAGCAUCUCUAGAGACUUUAGCACGGAAGAUGAUAUUUAAAUACCCAGUUUUCCUCGUUGCUAUGGUAACACCAGUUUUUCAACAGGUCGCUGCAAUUUUAGCAGCAAGGGAGCUAAACCUUGGUGGACUUUUUGCAUCCUUUACUCUAGACAUUGCCAGGGACGGUACAUCUCAGCGUGAUUUUACGGAAAUAAAUAAGGGAAUCUGUCCACCUUUGCUGUGCAAAACAUUUGACGGAUCUUCAGGUGUCAGUUCUACGAGAGGCAACCCUCUAUUCUUUCAGGGAGAUAUAGUCCUAGACAGGUCACUCACCAACGUCAUCUUCCCUUCACGUCGCACCGCGAGAUACAGACGUGCUCUAACGAGGGAUCCCCACAGACUUUGGAAAGACGGUGUGGUCGUAUAUCAAAUGGAUCCAAACUUAAAGGCGAAGUCCAGAGAAGCAUUAAAAGCUGCCAUGAAGCACAUCUCCAGCCACACUUGUGUCACCUUCAAGGAGAGGACAUCAUCUCACAAGGACUUCAUUCGCUUUACAAGUGACCCCGGAUGCUGGGCACAUAUAGGUCGAGUCGGUGGAGAACAGAUGGUCAACAUAGGUGAAGGCUGCGAGAACCUAGGUACAGCCUCCCACGAACUGUUACAUGCGCUGGGGAUAUGGCACGAGCAGGCUCGACCAGACCGUGAUAAGUACGUGCGGAUUUUAUAUGAAAACAUUGAGGAGAAUUUUAAAGCACAGUUUGACAUGGUCAGUGACUCCCUGGUCAGUUCACUCCAACACCCUUAUGACUAUCUGAGUGUCAUGCACUAUAGUCAGACGACUUUCACCAAGAACGGCUAUCCUACAAUCAAGGUGAUCGGCGUGGGGGAACGGUUUGGGUUCCCGAUCGGACAAAGAACUGCACUCAGUUUGAUUGACGUGUCCCAGUUGCGAGAGAUGUACGGGUGCAAUAAAAAGUCGGACGCAGCACGAAAAGGAAAGUGUCUGAAACUUCAGCACGCAGAUGGCCGUGAUUACAGAGGUGACCUGGACUACACCCAAAGCGGAUAUACCUGUCAGAAAUGGACGGAUAGCUACCCCUACAACCACCCCUUUGUAGCCUACAGUAGACAAUGGGCGGCGCGUAACGGGGCCCAGUCCCCUGACGGUCUGGGUGAUCACAAUAAGUGUCGCAAUCCAGACAGACAUCGAAAGAAGCGGCCUUGGUGCUACACGACGAAGUCCAGUGCGGAGUGGGGAUACUGUGACGUCCACAUCUGCAAUAAAACAUCUGAAAGGCCGCAGACUAAGCGUCCGACCAUCUCACCGCACAUUCCCAACACAAAGUCGCCGCCAGUCACAACAAAACGGCAAACCCCAUCUCCUCCGAAUCGUAAGACAACACCUCGCCCACAAGUCCGUACAACAAAGCGCCCUAAUGUUACCCCUAAGCGUACAACGAAGCGCCCUAACGUUCCCGCUCCCGCUCGAACAACAAGGCGCCCGCACGCUACCCCAAAACCUAAUUUGACAAAAUCACCACCCAUUGCAAAACCAACAGCCCCAUUCAGGCCCGUAGGGCCCUUCGUCCACGUUAAGCUGAACUCUUCACAUAUCAAAACUCACAUUGUGUCAGUCAGGCUUGCACCUCCUCAGAGCAGACGACAAACACACACCCAUCGCAUUGAACACCAUUUACUGCACUUGAGACCACACCACUUUAGGGAUGAAACUGGUCAGCACAGUGGCCACCAUAAACGACCGCAGCAACCGAAGCAGUAAAGAUGUAUCACAAUAUUCUACCACUGGAUAGACCGUAAUAUUCUACCACUGGAUAGACCGUAAUAUUCUACCACUGGAUAGACCGUAAUAUUCUACCACUGGAUAGACCUUAAUAUUCUACAACUGUAGAGAUCAAAAUAUUCUAUCACUAGACAGGCUAUAAUGUUCUUCCCCUGGAAGACAUGCAAACCAUAAUAUUAUAUGUCUGAAAAGGAUUACCAGAGGUCAAGCUAAUGGACAUGUCCUCCUUUUUUGGGCUUGUGAACAAGGGGCGGACUGGCUUUACGGGCAUUUGGGAAAAUGCCCGGUGGGCCGGUACCCAAAUGGGCCGGUAAGGCCACCAAAAUGCCUGAUCGAAGUCACUAUGGCACAUAUCAAGUUGUUAAAGGUUUUAUAAUAUCCUUAGUAUGUUAUUGUUAUUAUUAUUAUAAAAGGCCCCCUGAGCGUCGUGUUUAAACAAAAAGGUUUUCACAUAACCUUACAGUGUAAAACUCUUUUAAUCGAACACAUUUUCCGAAAAUAAAAUGUAUAAUGUAGACAGUGCUACUAGUAGGCUUCAUCUUUUUAGGGCCUACAUAAUUGCUGAUUUAAAAAGACGCUAUAUUGCUUAUUAAGAUUUAUUAAGAGUUCACCGUAUGCAUGCAUAUCGAUACAUUAUCAAACUUAACAAUGAUUUUUAAGGACCGAUACACCUAGACAUGGAUGCCCAUCACGUGAUUGUGGGCCGAAUUUUAUAGAAAUGACCGGGCCGAUUUUGACACCCAGUUGUGAACUGCGUAAAAGCGGGCGCUGGCUUAAAAGGUGAAAAAGUAAGGGGCGUUUACUCAUGUGUACUGCAACGAUGUGUUAUCCCCUCAAUGCCCUCCGUGGUAAACACACGAACUCACUCAUACUGAUGUAAGCCUGAUGUCAUGUGUACAGUACUUUUAAAGUAUAGCAUAUAGAUGUAAACAAUGUUUGGUUGUUGAUCAGUAUUGUUGACGGUCAUAGACUUAUAGCACCAAGCUGCUGGUAGACAAUUAAAUCGCUGUAGUCGAUUUCUAACUUUAAAAAAUGUAAAAUAACUUGAAAAGCUUCUUUGUGAACAAAACAAAAUUAAAGUUUAGACCAAAUCUAACUUGAGAUAAAAUUUUAAACAAAUCUUACUCUCAAUAAAAUCUGGCAUCCUGGAGUCAUAAAAAAAAGUCGUCUGGCGUAUGCAAGGCAGCUUACGUUAGUGUCGAUUAUCUCACAUCAUUCUCACUGAAUAGUCACCAACCAAUCGCUAACUUCUUCUCUCCGUCACCAUAGAAACACACGCACAGUGACCCGAUUACUCAAAAGUAAAGUAGCAAUUAUACAUAAAACACUGAACCAUAAUCUUCAAAUACAAAAACAAAAUUUAAUAAAAAUACUCUAAAAGACACAAAGAUAAAGGCACAUUCCUCGUCCCAUAUGCUAGGACAAAUUCGUACAAACACUCCUUCUUCCCUAGUGCUAUUAGAGCAUGGAAUGGGUUUGCCUGAGAUAGCCAGGAAAAACAGUGACUUGGCAGAAUUUAAGUCAUUGGUUAAUAUGCAUGACUAAAUGCAUGACGCGUAGGACGUAAUCAUCAUCUUUUUUGAAGUAACGUCUGUAUUAUAUAAGAUAAGAAGAUAAUAUAAGAUACUUGAUUUGUUAAAAAGUUUAGUUUUUUAAUUAGAGAUACAAUUAGGUACUAUUUUUUAGUGGGAGGAACGUUAGACAUGCACUACGGUCUCCGCAAUGAAGUAAGGAACUUUUAUGCCAAGUUUUAUCAAGAUUGGUCAAACGGUUUUGAUUUUUAUUGGGGACAUACAUAGGCCUACAUACAAAUACAUACAUACUGUCGGUGCGUAGGUUAUAUUAUUCAAGCACCAAUUCGUGUUAGGUGCACACUUUUUGAACGCACCUUCUUUGUUGCAUUGCUUUUUAGCUGAUGGGAGUUUUUCAGUUAUUAUGCUGAGAUAACGUUUGUAACGGAUGCAUGUGUUGUCAGAUGUAGCUGAAGUAUUUCUAAACGACUUAAUUCGGCUAAGUGCGUGCGUACCUUGUAUGAUGUAUUUUCAAUCUGCGAGCUCUUCGUGCACACCGUCACAAAUAUAGAUACGGUACUAAACAGGAACACAGACUCAAUGACCAAGUUGACUCAAGGUGAACUUCAAACAAACGUUUAUUACAGAAUGGGCCACAGUCUAGUCUGUCACUAUAGAACGAUGUUAUCCCAUUGAGAAUCUAGCGGUAACUGACUAAUUCUAAGACUAUCCUAAUCUCUAACCCAAAGUCUAUGUCGUCACUAAUAAAUGUACGUUCACUGUCGGUCUAACAAAGUGCGCAACCCAACUAACUAAACUAGCUAUCUAACACGUUUCUUUGAGGCUUGUCUGUGUACCCCUGUUUAGGGUGAGUAUCUAAAGCUUUAUACUGCAUUUCGCUGUUGUUACGCUGCGAUAUUAGAUUAAUCUUUUCAAUUUGUCGUUCCUACAUCUCUAGAGUCAGCAGUGGGCUAGUGUUGUACGGUUGUUGCGUUGAGGCCAAAUACUUACAAAUGCGUUGUUUGUUUGUUGUACAUGUUUCGGAUGUUCCUUCAGAGUUGAAGAUAAUUACUUCCUAGUCCAAACCUCCCGCAGGACGACGGGGGAUGGGAGCGGGCAGGGUUUGAACCCGGGACCAUCGAUAAAUCUGAACGACAGUCAGUCCAGCGUGCAAACCGCACGACCAGGCAGCCAUCCCUACCAGGCAGCAUUGUGUUGGUACUACGGGACAGCAAGGUGAAGAAUGAUUAUAUGAUUAACAUAACAGCUAUAUUAUAAUAUUCGUUAAAUUUAAUUAUAUAUUACUGUAUCAGUUUGUCCAUUGUAAAUUACUUUCAUCUCAUUAAACAUUAUAGUGUUAA
Messenger RNA from Biomphalaria glabrata, 5267 nucleotides. RefSeq names its product protein SpAN-like. The coding region runs from base 644 to 2374 and encodes 576 amino acids. Gene Ontology annotation, biological process: proteolysis. Gene Ontology annotation, molecular function: metalloendopeptidase activity; zinc ion binding. Lineage: Eukaryota; Metazoa; Mollusca; Gastropoda; Planorbidae. The record is from RefSeq and is a predicted model, not a curated record. The transcript has 9 exons.